Molecule: messenger RNA, 2562 nt
Organism: Peronospora belbahrii
Lineage: Eukaryota; Oomycota; Peronosporomycetes; Peronosporales; Peronosporaceae
Source: the annotation of a GenBank genome assembly
AUGGCGUCUCCUGGUCGCAAUGAGACCGUGUCACCGUGUUCGAUAUACAAUUUACUCGAAAGUGACGGUCAGUUUCCAUCUAAUCUACUACGUAGUCCUCAUAGUGACGGUGGCCUUCUUCGCAGUUUUCGCUACUUGAAUCCACUCAAUCAUACCGAUGACGACGGCACUCGUAGUGAAGGUGGAAAUGAACAUGUGGAUCAUCAACGUGUUGAUUCAAUUAGUGAUUUCUUCCCUAUGACGGGAACUAAUGUAUUUACUAAUCCAGGAAACAUUUUACCGACUACAGAAGCUUCAAUCCUCAUUGACACAGACGUACAACAGGCAGCAGCUCAGGACACAGGACAUAGAUUGGGAUUGCAACAAGCAUGCUCUUGUACCCUUCAUUCUACUAUAGAACAGAAGGGAGAAGGACAAGGCAGUAGACCAAUUAGUUCAACUAACACGUCCGGACGUGAAGGUCAAGACAUAACCAGUGAGAACAACAGAUCGCACGAUAAUUUCCUGGACGGGGUUCCACCGUUCGAGCCUGCUGAACGCGGUGCUCGAUGGGCCUUGAGAUUUCAAAAAAGAUGCAAGUGCCAAUGGCGACGUAUCAAUAGAUGUCGUCCAAAACAUCGACUAAUGAUGCUGUGGACACGAAUGAUGCCCAAUUGGGACUCUCGUGCACUUAAACUAGUCUUGGUGUCUGCUCUGCUGAGUGUACCUGUGGCUGUAGGUAUCGCUGCUUAUCUAUCACAAGCAGCACCAGAUAAAGUCCACAUGAUAGCACGAUGUUCUUUACCAGGGCCUAUGGAAAGCUACUCAGCAUCAACAGUGAUUUUGGCUGGAGUACUCAUCCCGACAAUGAACAACCUUGUAUUUUUUAUUGUAUCACUUUGGCUCGGUAUACUCUGCAGUCGCAGUCGCAAACGUGUGCUGCGUAGCGCUCCCUGCAGCAUAAGCUCCAAUCUAAAGUCGGCCUUUAUGCUUCCAUGCUACGAAGCAGUUUGGUACACAAUUGCUGCAUUGUCCGCAAUUGGAUUAAUACUGUACCACGUCAGCUUCCAGGCUUACAAAAGCGACAGUGACAAGACAUAUAGUGCACUGACGCUAGAGAACGAUCCGAAAUACCCAUGCAGUGUGGUCACAAUGCCAUCCGUCUGGGUGUUGCAGUUGCUACCAAUGCUUAUGAUCCAGCGCAGUGUUUCUCCACAAGCAGUACUACGUGCCAUUGCUUACUCUGGAGCAGUAUGCGUCAUCCUCGUCAUAUGCAAUAUGACACUGUACAGGGUUGGCCAUGAUAUUGCAAACGCAAUCGGGAUGGCCAUUCACAUUCUGUUGCUCAUUUUUUAUUUUUGGGCCAAGUUUGUCUUUCACGCUCGAGCCACCUUCGACUUUUUCUUCGUCGCUGCCGUGGUUACGUCGCUAACAAACAUUUUGAGUUACAUUACGGGGCUAGCUCAUAUGGACGCAACUUACACGGUGCCGGUUGUUCACUGCAUUGCCAACGGACUUGAUGCACUCAUCGUCGUAGCUGUCCUACUGUCUCUUCGUGCCGAUACCCGAUACUGGCUAGCCAUCGACGACAACGGAUCAGGUACAACAGGUUCGUCAAGCGCGAUGCGCCGUUACAUGAAUUUGCUUUCGGAGCGCGGUAUGAUAACCCAUUUUUCAACGCGUACGUCGGUAUACGAUGUCCAUCACAUGAUUGAAGAACACCGCCACAAUGUUGUGGACUUCUCAGCUCUAGCACUUGACUGCAUUAUUGCAAAGGGUGCUACUUCCGUUGUGAUGCGCGGAACACUGCGGGGGAGCACUCCUGUGUCGAUUGCGCUCAAGAUUUACACUGACGUACAGGUAACAAACGAAGAAGUGCAGCGAUUUUCGCGUGAAACGGCACUAAACGUGCAGUUGUCACACCCAAACGUCGUCCGCUUCUUCGGUCUGUGCGUGGUGCCGCCAUCUAUCUCACUUAUCUUCGAGUUUUGUGAGUACGGCGCAUUGGACGUGACAUUGCGGAAAAAUCCUGAGAUUUGGACACUUGCUGCUAAGCUAAAGGCUUGGCUGGAUGCGUGUCGUGCUGUCGCCUACUUGCACAGUUUCUCGCCCCCGCUCCUGCACCGUGAUAUCAAGACGGACAACUUCUUAGUGGGUCAGGACUUCCUUAUCAAGCUUGCGGAUUUCGGUGAAGCCAACUUGCUGCGGCCGCGGACUGACGGUACCAUGACGAUUGCAGGCACGGUCGACUACAUGGCUCCGGAGAUGAUCAAGGGUGGCAAGACAGCUCGUUACGGCACGGCUGUAGACGUUUACAGUCUGAUGAUUACGCUAUGGCAGAUAAUGGUGCCCAAGCGGAGUCCCUGGAAAGCUAAAUCUCACCUUGAAGUGUAUCGCUGCGUGGCUCAUGGUGACAGACCUCCACUCCUUCCAACCAUCCCAAAAUCCUGUGCUAAAAUACUAGAGGCUGGUUGGGCUGCCAAUCCGAAUGAUCGCGUUGCUGUGGAGGAUAUUAUACCCUCGGUCCACCGUCUUUGGUUGCUUGCUCUGCAUCAAAAGUCUUUGAAGCGCACGAAGCAUUAA